Messenger RNA from Fusarium musae, 279 nucleotides. RefSeq lists its product as uncharacterized. NCBI's taxonomy places the organism in Eukaryota, Fungi, Ascomycota, Sordariomycetes, Hypocreales, Nectriaceae. The record is from RefSeq and is a predicted model, not a curated record. The coding region runs from base 1 to 279 and encodes 92 amino acids. The transcript is spliced from 2 exons.
AUGGCGACAAACACCGCAGCAAAUGCGGGGUCAGCCCGCAAUACGGCACCAGGGCUCGAUAUCUUCAAAACCCCGGAAAAUACGACUUUCUAUUCCGCGAACCUGUACCAGAGUCUCGAUAUAAGCAACAAGGAGAUUCGACUUCUCGAAAUUUCGACACAAACUGGCGAUGGCGGUAUACUGGAGUGUAAGCUACUGCCUGCGACAUUGUUGACCAACGCCCGAAAAAGGAGACCCGACAGACACAAAGAAAAUCCUGGUAAACGGAGUCAGGUGUAA